CAUCUCACAACGUAUCUGACCACGCGACAAAGAUGAGGUUCGAUCUGCAACUGUUGCUGCUGAGCAUCUGCUCCUGGACGAUCAGUGCCCACUCUCUGGUGGGUGGUGGCGUGGGUGGAGUGGCAGUCGCGGGAGGUGGCUACGUGCAGCAGUCACCGUACAUCCAGCAAGUGCCCGUCGUUCAGCAAGUGCCCAUUGUGCAGCAGCCUCAGCCGCAGGCCCUGGGUCUUGCCGGUGGUGGCCUGAUUGGAGGCGGCAUUGGCGGAGGCGUUGGCGCAGCAGCUGGCUUCGGACGCUAUCGGGAGAGCUACCGGAUUAGAGGUCGCGGUCUGGGCGGUGGAUUCCGUGCACGCUACGACAAGAAGAUUGGCGGCGGGUUUGCCGGCUUCGGAGCGGCAGGGGGUGCCGGCGCAAUAGGCGGAGCGGGUGGCGGACUGCUAGGCUGAAUUGUAGUU
Molecule: messenger RNA, 455 nt
Organism: Drosophila guanche
Lineage: Eukaryota; Metazoa; Arthropoda; Insecta; Diptera; Drosophilidae
Product: glycine-rich protein 5
Exons: 1
Coding region: 33-446 (137 amino acids)
Source: RefSeq, a predicted model, not a curated record